Messenger RNA from Schistocerca cancellata (South American locust), 4051 nucleotides. It is a transcript of the gene pnut, whose product is annotated as protein peanut. The record is from RefSeq and is a predicted model, not a curated record. The transcript has 8 exons. Lineage: Eukaryota; Metazoa; Arthropoda; Insecta; Orthoptera; Acrididae. The coding region runs from base 224 to 1399 and encodes 391 amino acids. Gene Ontology annotation, biological process: cytoskeleton-dependent cytokinesis; cilium assembly. Gene Ontology annotation, molecular function: GTPase activity; GTP binding; molecular adaptor activity. Gene Ontology annotation, cellular component: septin complex; cell division site; septin ring.
GCUGCAGCUGCAGCGGCCGCCGCCGCCCCCGCAGCCCGACAACAAGGAGAGCUACGCGGCGGCGCGCGCCGAGCGCGACAAGGAUAGCUGCGCCGCCAGCAAGACGGAGCGCGAGCGCGUGCCCGAGCGCCGCACCAAGGAGCUCGACGGCUACGUCGGCUUCGCCAACCUGCCCAACCAGGUCUACCGCAAGGCCGUCAAGCGCGGCUUCGACUUCACGCUCAUGGUGGUCGGUGAAUCAGGCCUUGGGAAAUCGACCCUGAUAAACUCCAUGUUCCUGGCAGACAUCUACUCCAAUGAGUACCCGGGCCCUUCACAUAGGAUAAAAAAGACUGUUCAGGUGGAGACGAGUAAAGUGUUGCUCAAGGAGAAUGGUGUGAACCUGACUCUUACUGUAGUUGACACGCCUGGCUUUGGUGAUGCUGUCGACAACAGCAAUUGUUGGCAACCAGUUAUCGAUUACAUCGAAUCAAAAUACGAAGAAUAUUUGAAUGCAGAGUCUCGAGUAAACCGAAAAACUCUUGUGGACAACAGAGUCCACUGCUGCCUUUAUUUUAUAGCCCCAUCAGGCCACGGACUCAAACCAUUAGAUGUUGAGUUCAUGCAGAGGCUGCAUGACAAAGUAAAUAUCAUUCCAGUGAUAGCAAAGUCUGAUACCAUGACACCUGACGAGUGUACACAUUUCAAAAAACAGAUCCUGAAUGAAAUAUCACAACAUAAAAUUAAAAUCUAUGAAUUCCCGGACCCAGAGGAUGAAGAGGAGUCAAAAGUAAAUAAAACAUUAAAAGACAGAGUUCCAUUUGCUGUUGUUGGAUCAAACACUGUCAUCGAAGUAGAUGGCAAGAAAUUGCGGGGUAGGAAGUACCCUUGGGGAAUAGCUGAAGUGGAAAACCUCGAGCACUGUGAUUUCAUUGCAUUACGAGACAUGCUCAUCCGUACACAUCUUCAGGACCUGAAAGAUGUCACCAACAAUGUUCACUAUGAGAACUUCAGGUGUAGAAAACUUGCUGGUCUUGGGAGUGAUGGAAAGCCAACAAGGAUAUCAAAUAAGAAUCCACUAGCUCAGAUGGAAGAAGAAAAACGAGAACAUGAAGCAAAAAUGAAGAAGAUGGAAAUAGAGAUGGAACAAGUGUUUGAAAUGAAAGUAAAAGAAAAGAAGCAGAAGCUUAAGGACUCAGAAGCAGAGCUUCAGCGUCGGCAUGAACAAAUGAGGAAAACUUAUGAACAGCAAGUGAAAGAACUUGAGGAGAAAAGACGAGAAUUUGAAAAGGAGAAACAAAUGUGGGAGCAGACAAACAAUGUGUCUUUGGAGGAUCUCAGGAGGAGAAGUCUGGAGGCCAACUCAAAGGAGACAAUGGAUGGAAAAGACAAAAAUAAAAAGAAGAAAGGAUUGUUCUAGUAUUACAAGAACUAGCUACAGUCAGUGCUGGUUUCGAUCAUCACUUGUUUAAGGUUGUUGUAAAGCAGAAAAAAGAUUCACUGUUUAUUUAUUUAUACGUUGUCAGUGUGCAUAUUUUACCAUUUACGUCCUUUGGUAAUUUGUAAGAAAUUCCUUAAGCUGCCUUUCCUUUGUACAGUGUUCAAUGCAUGGUCACAACCUAUCAGAUAAAACUUUUAUUUCUUCUAUGAUCUCAUUUUACCUUCUUGCUUACUGUACAAACUUCUUUAUUUUCAUAAAGAACAGUGCCAGUUAAAGCAAUUUUUUAUCUCAUUAUCUUACAGAACAGGUGUAUAUAUAUCUGUUGCGAUAAGACCAUGAAUGCCUGCAUUAAUGAAAUAGCUAUAGAUUCAAAUUUAGUAAACUUUCAGACAUUCACUGGCAUUUAGGUUAUCAAAAAUAAUAAUAUUAUGCAUAAUAAAGUGCAAAAUUUCUAAAAGUGAAACAAGUGAGACUGAACAGUAAUGCUAUAGUUACAUAUUUGUAGUUCCUUUGUGUAUGAGGAAUAUAUCCUUUCCUAGAUGAAGGCAUUAGUAAUUUUCAAGUACCUCUUCAGUAAAUACACAAUUUUAUAAAUUGGUCUAGUACUGGUAUAUAAAUACCGUUUGGAGCAGUAAGACUGUAAGUAUAUCUGAAUUUCCUACAGCAGAUAAGCUUCAUAAGCAGUGCUCCAUGUUGGAAAUACAGAUUAAACUUUCUAGGAGAUGAAUGGGUGGGUUAUGAUCGAUACUUCCUUAUACUCUCACAAACAUUUUAAAUGUUUCGAACAGCCAACAAACUUAAGUGUCCCACUACAUUAUUUAAAAAAACACGCUUCAGAUUUCAGGUAAUUGACGGGGAAACAGAGCCUUCAGGCCCUUUUGAGGCAUUAAGAAAAUUUGUAGUAUCUUUGUGGCUGUUCGAUAUAUACAUUAAAAUCGUACAUUGUGGUUCCAUUGUGACCACAUAAAGAUAGAUCAAAGUAGUUCUUAACGGACUGCAGAAUCUAGUCUCAACCUUCCACCCAAAGAAUGAGAAAAUCCCUUCAGCUCUGUAUGUUGCACAUACUGAAACAUUAGACCUUGGCUGGUAUGAUUCCUAAUAAUUGUAGCUGAAUUCAAGAAAAUUGCAGGUGUAGGCCUUCUAUAGUAUCAUUUUUUCUGAGUUCAUUAAUGAAUAUGUUUCUUGAGAACAUUUCCAGUUGCAUAUUUUACAGAAAUAUCCAUACCAGAUUUGGCUGUUGUCACAGUUCUGUAGCAAGCAUAAACACAUAAACAGUCAGUUGACUGCAUAAUUGGUUGAGUACCACUGUGGACACUGUAUAGAAAGUGCCUCACCUGAAUCAGUGAUACUGUUUCACAUCUUCAUUGUGGUUUCUUCCAGGGAAACAGUGUUUCCUUAUUCAGUACACACCUUUUUGGCCACUGACUGUAACUAUUUUGUUUUCACUAUUGCAUGGAAUUUGUCUCCUCAAGAAGAAAAUAGUGCUAUAUAUAAAUCUCUUACCUCCGGUGUCAUAUUAUGGUAGAUACAUACUGACAUUUUGUACUUCACCCUUCUAAAGGCUAACCAUCGCUUACACUCUCCUUAUUUAUGAAACUAUAAAAAACUCUACCUUUAGAGCAUUCAAUAAGUAUAGAAUAUUGUAUUAGUAUUUCACUGAUUCUUGCCCAUCUCCUCCCCCAUCUUUUUCCCUUUUUUUGAGAAAUAUUUAAUAUUUUACAAUGUUAUAAAGUCUUUGCAGUUCUAAUGUCAAAUGAGAAAAGGGCCUAUAGCGUUCUAUGAUUGUGUGCCUCUUCAUAUAUAUUUUCUGGAAUAAAUAGAAAUACCUUCUCUUUUGUUAUUAGUUAUUGCUCUAAAUGAGAACUUUAAACAAAUUUAUCUGUUCAUAUUAGUCAUUGCUUUGAUUUGCACUGUUCUGUAAUUUUCUUGUGCCAGUGUAUAUUAAAAUAUGUACAAAUUUGCUGUUGUCCAUGUUGGCUCAUAAGAAUUCAAACUACUGUCCAGUUGACAAUUUUGUAAUUAGAAGUCAGUUCUGUGUCAGGCAGGAAAUAAUUUACAACAACUCUUGUAUUUGCUUUCAUUUUGUACAUCCUGAGUACAAAUUUUCAAGCCAAUUGUAAUAUUACCUUUUAUGGAAAUAAAACCAUGGUUCUAAUUUUAAAUGUUGUGUGGUUUGCAGGUUGCAGAUAUUCUGUGCCAAAUGUUUCUCUGUGUCCAGUAAUUAGAACAUUUUCCCACAUGUCUAAUGAGAACUGCUUUGUAUGUCUCAGUGUGUGUCAAAGUGAUAAAUGUGGUUCAAAGCUUUUGGGACUUAUUUACACCGUUGUGUGUUCCAUUUGUGACAAUGUGUGGACCCAUGAAUAAGCUACGAAUUUCGAUUUAGUUUAGGUGGCAAUAGCUGAGACAAAAUAUUUUCGCCCAUUCCCUUUUUAAUGGAAUAUUGUUAUUCCGCAUGAAGUUUUAUAUAGUAAGAAAUAGGAUUUUUAUGAGACUAUGUAUAAAUUACAAGAUUGCAUAUAUUACUUUCACAUCACCAUUAAUAUGCUUUGUAUUGUAAUUUAACUGUAGAAUCACAAAAUUAUAUUAUAAUAUAUAAAAACGAAAUGUAUCAAUAAAUGAUAUUAUUUUUCA